Messenger RNA from Bombyx mori (domestic silkworm), 827 nucleotides. RefSeq lists its product as uncharacterized. The record is from RefSeq and is a predicted model, not a curated record. The transcript has 4 exons. NCBI's taxonomy places the organism in Eukaryota, Metazoa, Arthropoda, Insecta, Lepidoptera, Bombycidae. Gene Ontology annotation, molecular function: protein kinase A regulatory subunit binding. Gene Ontology annotation, cellular component: cAMP-dependent protein kinase complex. Bases 81 to 635 code for a protein of 184 amino acids.
AUCUAUACUGUCAAUGCCUUGACACGUUUAAUGAAGUUUGUAUUAUUUAAAACGAAAUUGCUUAUACAGCAAAAAACAAAAUGAAUCUACCAGAAAUAAAGGCUUAUGAGGAACAAGCAAUAGAUACAGUUGUGUCCGUGAUAAACAGGGCAACAGAGAAGAUAGGAACAAGACUCAAUUUGUUCCAACUUGCACUGAGCCGAAAAAACCUCGCUUCGCAUGUGAAGGUGUCACUGGGCAGCAUCGGAACUCCUUUGCCGAUAACGAGCGAGAGAUUCAUCGGCAAGACCAUCGAGAGAGUAUGGAAGUUGACCGACGCGUUCAUGUACACGUUGAAGUAUUUGGGCGGCUCGCAAGACGAAUGCUCGCAGUUUUAUUACUUCGAGGCGAUCUUCAGUCAGCCAUGUACAGCGUACCCGAUCCCGCAAGCAACCGUAUCCGUGUUCUUCAGGAUUGAGGACAAACACAUUGAGCCUCUGGAAAUACGUGGAGUACCGCGGAUGUGGUUCCGCAUCGAGGGUCAACAGGUAGACCACGACGUGCAGUUUGUAGCCCUAACUGCAGACUGGAUCUUGGCCGUACUCCAGAUGAAGAUGAAGUUGUUCCAGAGAAUUGAGAAGAUUCAACUGUUUUGAUUGAAAUAUAAAUUAUACGUGCAUGAUGGAGCACGCAAUAAAAAAAGGUUUUUCAUUUUUCGAUCCAUUUGGAUUUAUGAUAGUCAUAGUCAUUAUAGUCAUGAAUCAUAGUCAUAGUCUUACUAGAGAAGCUUGAUAUUCUCAACUAUUUAAUUAAUAAGUAAUAAAGUAAAUUAAAGCUAAGUAUAAAGA